This is a messenger RNA of Cottoperca gobio, 3320 nucleotides long. RefSeq names its product TEA domain family member 3 a (gene tead3a). The transcript is spliced from 13 exons. Gene Ontology annotation, molecular function: RNA polymerase II cis-regulatory region sequence-specific DNA binding; DNA-binding transcription factor activity, RNA polymerase II-specific. The record is from RefSeq and is a predicted model, not a curated record. Gene Ontology annotation, biological process: regulation of transcription by RNA polymerase II; embryonic organ development; hippo signaling. NCBI's taxonomy places the organism in Eukaryota, Metazoa, Chordata, Actinopteri, Perciformes, Bovichtidae. The coding region runs from base 438 to 1514 and encodes 358 amino acids. Gene Ontology annotation, cellular component: transcription regulator complex.
UCGACGCCACGCCUCUGUGCGUUUUCCUCCGCGCGUUGAUUUCAUACCAAACUCAUACUUGGCAUUCCGCCUUUUUCUGUCAAACACGAUUAUUUUUACCGAGGAAAUACUUGCGAUACAUGAAGCAAAACUGCUUUAGAAACUAAAGUAUACGGGGAGGAGUGUGAGCCUGUAACAGCAGGGCAGGAAAGCCAUUGUGAGGUGUGUUGUGGCCAGGAGCCGUCAUCAUUGCGUCGGAGUGGAGUUGCCGUGGUAGCCCUGACGGGGCGCAGGAGGAGGGUGCCGAUGGAGAAGGAGUGGGAGACGGGCCGGACCGUGGAUUGGACGGCGACCCUGAGGGAGUCUGGAGUCCAGACAUUGAGCAGAGCUUUCAUGAAGCUCUGGCCAUCUACCCUCCCUGCGGCAGGAGGAAGAUCAUACUUUCAGACGAAGGGAAGAUGUAUGGUCGAAAUGAGCUGAUCGCUCGCUAUAUCAAGCUACGAACAGGGAAGACGCGCACACGCAAACAGGUGUCUAGUCACAUUCAGGUUCUGGCACGUAAGAGGGUACGAGAAUACCAGACCAGCAUCAAGGCCAUGAACUUGGACCAGGUAUCCAAAGACAAGGCACUGCAGACAGUAGCCAACCUCUCCUCCGCUCAGAUUGUGUCUGCUAGUGUAAUGAAACCUCAGACUCCGUUCCCUCCACCAGUCAGAUUUUGGCCCGGCCCGAUGCCAGGACAGCCUGGACAUUCUCAGGACAUCAAGCCCUUUGCACAGCCACCAUACACUACACUACCAGCCCCUGUCCCUGCACCCAUCAGCUAUGAGCCCCUGCCUCCCCCACGGCCUGCAGCUAUAGCAGCUCCUGUAUGGCAAGACAGAACCAUUGCCUCAGCAAAACUACGGCUACUGGAGUACUCUGCUUUUAUGGAGAUCCAGAGAGACAGGGAGACGUAUAAACACCUAUUCGUACUCAUUGGCCCGUCAAACCCGGGCUACAAUGACCCUGUAUUGGAGUCCAUAGAUGUGAGGCAGAUUUACGACAAGUUCUCUGAGAAGAAAGGAGGCCUGAAGGAGCUGUAUGAAAAAGGGCCGCACAACGCAUUCUUCCUCGUCAAGUUCUGGGCGGACCUGAGCAGCGACAUCGAGGAGGGCUCUGGUGUGUUCUACGGUGUGAGCAGCCAGUACAGUGGAACAGAAAACAUCACCAUCAGUGUCUCAACAAAGGUCUGCUCCUUUGGCAAGCAGGUGGUCGAGAAGGUUGAGACAGAAUAUGCACACAUGGAAGGGGGAAAGUAUGUGUUCCGCAUCCACCGUUCGCCCAUGUGUGAAUAUAUGAUUAACUUCAUCCACAAGCUUAAACACCUGCCAGAGAAAUACAUGAUGAACAGUGUACUGGAGAACUUCACCAUCCUACAGGUGGUGUCCAACAGAGAAACUCAAGAGACUCUGCUGUGCAUCGCCUUUGUGUUCGAGGUGUCCACUAGUGAACAUGGAGCACAGUACCACGUUUAUCGACUAGUUAACGACUAGCUGCACGUUGCGUGCAUGCAGAGACUCUCCACAGACUUUUUGAUACAUACAGCAUAAACACUAUUUCCAGCUCAAACACACAGAAUCCCCACUCCUAUACUCUAAACACACACUUGUUUUAACAGACCAACAGUCACACUAUAGUCACACCUGUUGUUUUUAUGUGUAUGCAUUUCCAUCACUGCAAACUAGGCACACAUUUCUUAAACAUCCGAUGACUUAAACACUAACGUUUUUCAUAGAUUUUUACCAAGUUGUGUCGUAAUUAUCAAUGAGUGUUGUGAUGUUAUACAAUGUAAUUAUUCAGUCACCUUAAUGUCUCACCUGGUGAAACUGAUUGAGCUCAUCUCUCAAUGUCAGGCUCAAAAUAUCACGGUGCAUUAUAGGUAUUAGUUUUUCUUUUUGAUAAGAAAUGUAAUUCACUGUCAAGCAUAUGAUAAAAAAAAACACACAAAUGAAAGGGCUAAACUACAUUAAAUCAAGUUUAUUAUGGGAUAUUCUUCCAUCAUUUACAUUAAAUACAAUGGUAAUGUAGCUGUGGUGCACUAAAAAUUUAUCUUCUCAUUUCCAGGGAGUUUUCAAAGCAUAUGCAUUUGCAUCAUAGGUGUGACUGAUGUGAGACGAGUUUGAAUAUAGAUUGGCAAUCAAAUCAUUUAAACAGUGUUAAUGUUACUCUUCCACAAUUACUAUUUCUUCUACAGUUUGUAGUAUCUGUAAGGUAGGAAAUAAAUAGCCUUAUUGGGGGUAUCCUCUAUCACUGCUUGGUGUGGAGAAUCAUUAUUAUACUCCAGUUGGUUUAAUCAAAACUCUUAAGGAUUAUAUGACAGACUGUAUGAGUGUGCCUCUUCCCAGAAUGCAAUUCACUACAUGUCAAGACCUAAAAGUCGUAUUUAUAUUUUUAAACACAUUGUCAAAGUGUAAAGAAAGCCAUCCUUUUUAAAUGUUUAAGUUUGGCUCACUUGUUUUUUGGAAACAAAGUAGUUCAGAGCUAGUUUAAGAUUCAGUCCACACUUUAGUGUCAGCAGCAUUUUGAAUGAAAGAAUGAUCUUUUACUGUUCAUUAACACAAUACUGUUUUCACUCUGACCGUGUGGGCUCGCUGCAGUAUUUCUACCUCCACGUGAGUUGGGAUAAGAAUGUGCUUUGGUUCAUAAAGCCUUAACCUGAGGAGCACUGAUGUAUAGGACGUGUACACUACACUUGUAAUGGUACUGUUUAUAAACCAAAACAAGGUAAAUAGACUCGUUUUUGUAAAGAUGAACUAUCUUUUUUUUGUAUUUUACCAGCACGGCUAGAAGUGUUACUCUAAACAUCAGAAAUGAUGGGUUGUUUUGGUUGUAUCUUUAUGGAUGUAUGCAAAAUGAUGUAUGGUACAGACCACACUAAGGUCUCCCACAGUGCACUGGGGUAGAUUUUUUUGUCUGAUAACACUAACAAAUUAUCCAGCUUACACUUGCUUUUUUUCCUUUUUGUUCUAUGUAAUGUUUUUGGUUUCUGGUACAGGUUGCUACCAGCAUUUUUUAUAUAGUAAAUGUUAUUUGACUCUAUUACACCCUUUCCUGGCAGGGUUGUCUUUAACUAUGUGGAAGGUGACAAUGAUUUGUCUCGACCAUAAAAGUAAAAGCCGACUGGUUCAGUUUUAAAUAACCAUAUUCACUCUGUGGUCAGCUAAAAUGUUUAUUCUUUUAUUUUUCCCAUCAGUGUACUCUGGUUGGCUGUGCCUCAUCACUCCUUUGGUCAUUUCUGCUCAGUGAAUUAAAUCUGUGCCUUUAUGCUGUACCAAUAAAAUCACAUGGUGUUUGCAGAA